AGUUCUGGUUAUUAGAGAGUGCCCGAAAAUCUUGGGGUUGCCUUUCUCAAACCACAUUGUUUCCCCAGAUUGGUUCCCCAAGCUACAGGAGCUGGAGGUACAUGACUGUCCCGAAUUCUUACUAGUGAUUCCCAUCUCCUGGAUCGAAAGUAAGCGUUCUGUCACUGUGAAAUGUGUAAAGAUGCUAAAGGAGUUUGCAUACUCAAAAUCAUCCAAUGGAGCACAAUUGAAGAUUAUUGGAGAGGCUGAUUUGCAUCGCAUAGACCAAGUAUUCGUUUUUGAUAAAGAAACAGGUCUAGAGACGCUGACACUGGACAAGUGCCCACCUCUGGAGUUGAAGCACCUUCUGAUGCUAACCUCGCUGAAGACACUGAUUGUAAGGCAUUCAGUUGCUCUGGUUGGACCACUAGGAGGUCAGAGUGAUGUGGAAUGGCAGCUCCCUAUUGAGUAUAUCGGGAUCAAUGAAUCAAAUGGUAUCACUGGGAAGGAAUUGACAGAGCUCCUCCCCCACCUCCCAAAGCUCUCCAAGUUGGAAAUAUGGAAGUGUGAAAACAUAAAAAAGUUGGUAGUGGGCGUGGAUGUGCAACAAACAACACAAGAAGCAUCAGAGAUGGGGGGAGGUGAAAUAACAGCAGCAGCAGCAGAGGAAGAGGAUGAUGGGGUGCUGCUCUUCCCACCUCAUCUCUUUGACUCACUACAGGAGUUGGUCAUCUUUGAGUGCCCAGAGCUGGUCCUGGUCGACCCACCAACUCUUGUUCCUGGAGGAGGAGGGCUCCAAGCUUUGCGAUCCCUCCACAGAUUAACAAUAGAGCGGUCCCCAAAGUUUCUAUCCACCUUCUCCUUUUCCUGUCACAUUUUCCCUUCCUCCCUGCAGUCUCUGGUGCUUUGUGAUGUGAAAGGCUUGAGGACACUAGAGCCCCUCUCAAACCUCUCCUCUCUCACCACAUUAGUAUUGUUUGGUUGUGGAGAGGAUCUGAAAUGUCAGGGCUUGUGGUCACUCAUUAGCAUCGGUGGCCAUCUCCAAGAAUUAAAAGUCUCAGGCAGCCCUGGUUUCUUUGCUGAUUGGGAUCCCAAUCCCAGACGGGCUUUGGAGAACGUUGAAGGAGGUGAAGAGCAGCAGACACAGCUUGUUUCGUCCACACUGCGUGAGCUCAGGACAGAGGACAUAGCAGGACUUCUUGCUGCACCCGUCUGGAGAUUCCUCUCUUCCUCCCUGACCAAGCUGCAACUUCAUGGGGAUUGGUGUGAAGGGAUGGAUCGGUUCAUCAAGGAGCAAGAGGACGCCCUUCAACUCCUUUCCUCCCUCCAGGAACUAGAGUUUUGGAGUUUCAAGGACCUUCAACAUCUCCCUGCAGGGCUGUGUAACCUUACCAGCCUCAAGAUAUUAUCAGUUAACUUCUGUCCAGCCAUCUCGUCAUUGCCCAAUGAUGCCCUCCCGGAUUCACUGGAAAAGCUAGAUGUCUAUAAAUGCAGUGAGGUGCUAAAACAGUACUGCAGGGGGUUAGAGGGAACCAUCCCAGAAAUCAAAAUAUGGUGA
Molecule: messenger RNA, 1537 nt
Organism: Triticum dicoccoides
Lineage: Eukaryota; Viridiplantae; Streptophyta; Magnoliopsida; Poales; Poaceae
Exons: 2
Coding region: 182-1537 (451 amino acids)
Source: RefSeq, a predicted model, not a curated record